Molecule: messenger RNA, 1016 nt
Organism: Benincasa hispida (wax gourd)
Lineage: Eukaryota; Viridiplantae; Streptophyta; Magnoliopsida; Cucurbitales; Cucurbitaceae
Product: Rhodanese/Cell cycle control phosphatase superfamily protein
Source: RefSeq, a predicted model, not a curated record
CUCUACCUUCAAUAAAUGGCGUGGCAUUCCCAUCACUCUCUAAUCAUUCACACUCCCAUCCCUCAAUAUUCCAUUAUUAUAUAUCUCUUCUUUCCCUCACCACUCUCAGAGCCACAAAUUAGCUCUCUCUUCUUCUUCUUCUUUCUUUUUGGCCAUGUCGCUCAUUUUCUCAUCCUCUUCCACUUCUUUUCUUCUUCUUCCCAACAACAACAAUCUCUCUUCAAGGCUAAAGUUUUUGUUAUCAGAGGAAGGUUGUUGCUGAUCACGUGUUCUCUGCAACGCCGCCGCCGCAGAGACUCCGCUGUCACCCAUAAACAUUGGACCACCAGUCGAAAUGCUGUUUUGAGAGAAGAGCUGGAAGCGACGGUGGUUCCGACGUCUGUACCGGUCCGUGUAGCUCUCGAGCUUCUUCAAGCAGGACAGCGAUAUUUAGACGUUAGAACCCCCGAAGAGUUCAGUGUUGGUCAUGCCCCGGCCGCCAUUAACAUCCCUUACAUGUACAGAGUAGGUUCAGGGAUGACGAGGAAUCCACAUUUCUUAGCGGAAGUGGCUGUUUAUUUCAGAAAAGAUGAUGAAAUUAUUGUUGGAUGCCUAAGUGGGAAGCGGUCUCUUAUGGCUGCUGCUGAUCUUCUUGCUUCUGGAUAUAGCUACGUAACGGAUAUAGCUGGUGGAUAUGAAGCAUGGUCUCGCAAUGGAUUGCCCAUGGAAUUGUAAAUACUUCCCAAUUGUACAGUUACCGAUAAAAAUUUGCUCAACUCCCCUUUAUAAUCACACUUUCGUUGAAUAAAACCUCCCCAACAUAUCCAAUUCCCAAGAAAAAAAAAUCUCAAAACCAUCUUCAUUUAACAAUGAUCGACAUGUACAUCUUCCUUUGAAGUCAGAUAUUUCUCUUUUGUUUACGUAAUUAUUGUACUUAUUUUCCUAUUCUCAAUUACUUUGUAAGGAAAAUGUUAGGCAUGUUUGGAGGUAUUUUAUCACCAUGUUUAUAAAUCCCAAUAAAUGUAAAUUUUAUCUUA